AUGAGGGUUUUAUUUGAAGAAAAAAUUUAUAAACAAGAAGGGAAUGAUUUGUAAGAAUUUUUUAAUUCUAUUAAUUAAUUUCAAAGUACACAAAUUAAGGAAUUUAAAAAUGAUAUUAGCAAAUUAUUAUAAUAGCUAAAGGAACCAGAUAUAUUAUAAACAUGUGAUAAUAUUUUAAUACAUAAACAAUCACUUCCCUAUUAAUUUCAGGAAGUAACGGUGGAAGAAGAAUCAAAAAAAACAAAUAAGUGGUUAGAUUUUAUUUAUCAAUUUAGAAAUUAAAUAUAUUCUGUAAAGAACAUCAAUCAAACAGAAUAGUUUUUUUAGAUUUGUAGUUAGAGAAAAUAAGUUCUAAGAGUUUAGCUUGUGAUUAAUGUUUUGAUGAGUAUCCUUCAUAAAAUUAUAAAAGUGUUAAAUUUGCUCAUAAAUAAUGGGGAAUAUAAUGACAAAUUAAGGAAAAUUUUAAUCUUAAUGAAAAAAUAUAAUUAAAAAUAAAUAAAAUUACUAACAAUUAUAUUAGAAAUACCCAUGAAAAUCAAAAGUUUUAAUUUAUAAUUAAUUUAGAUAGUAUAUAAUUUUGUACAAUAAAAUUGUAAAAUUGUAUAUUAUUUGUUUUUCUGCCUCUUUCUCUACCAUAUUUAUGA
Molecule: messenger RNA, 644 nt
Organism: Paramecium pentaurelia
Lineage: Eukaryota; Ciliophora; Oligohymenophorea; Peniculida; Parameciidae
Source: the annotation of a GenBank genome assembly